Tuber aestivum (summer truffle) is the source of this 3659-nucleotide messenger RNA. Lineage: Eukaryota; Fungi; Ascomycota; Pezizomycetes; Pezizales; Tuberaceae. The record is from the annotation of a GenBank genome assembly.
ACCAACACCCACCCACUCAUUCAAUCCACCCAAAUACAAAAAUACAAAAAAAACACAAGAUGAACCUCCUCCGCACCCUAACCCGCACCCUCCUCCGUCAACCCCUUCUCCUCCCCCGCCAGCGACCCCUCCCCCUCCUCCUCCAACCACUGCCCAACCACCUCCCCAUCUUCCGCCACAACUCCACCCAGCCCCCCGCACAACCAGACAAACCUUCCUACGACCUAACAUUCACCUGCCGCCCUUGCACCCGCCGUUCCACACACCGCAUCAGCAAGCAAGCAUACCACACUGGCAGUGUGUUGAUCACUUGCCCAGGGUGCAGCAAUCGGCAUGUUAUCACUGACCACUUGAAGGUACGCCCCCCCCCCCCUCAACCCCCAGCUCCAUCGCUCCGCACACAAGGGAUAACUUUAAUACGGGGGGGCAGAUAUUCGGCGAGACAGUGAGGGCGUUAGAGGAGAUUUUACGGGAGAGGGGAGAGGUGUUGAAGAAGGGGGUUGUAACGGCGGAGGGGGAUAUCGAGUUUUUCCCCGAGGAGGGGAGAGAGGUUAAGGCGCUUGGGAGUGGGGAGGAGGGCAGUAGGUUGUAAGCCAGAGGAGGGAAUGGAAAAGGGCAUGUUGUACGAUAUGUAUUCUAGAGAGGGGGGAACAGCUACCAGUAUAAUGUUGAUAUUUAUAAACUGGUCGAGGUAUCGAGAUCCUGCGAUAUCGAUGGCUACCUUAAUUGUAGGCAUCAAUUGGCACUCUCAGUCACACUUGACACUAGAUCACUCGCUGUAGAUCAUCACCCCACCUAAUAACCCAUUAAAACCAAAUUUAUAUCAAGCUCGUACCGGUACGCUAUCCAAACCAGAAAUUACACAAGCCCCCAAUUCCAAAUCAAUCCUGAAAACAAGCUCAUCUAUUGCACAACCAAGUAAUACCGUUUCCGUUACACAUAUUACAAAAGAGGGGGGGGGGGAAGAAAUAAAUAAGGAAAAGAAAGGAAGGGAAAAUCCAAAAUCCCGCAGCCCGAGCAAAAUAAAUGCAAAAUAAUACAAACAUUCAAGGAGGGAAAGGGGAAAUAGGUAACACGACAGGGUCGAGGGGGGGACGGCGAUAUAUCGCCGGCUUAGUGGAAAGACAUCACAAUAUCCAAAAUUCCACCGCUUAAGAAAGUGGGGGAGAAACGGAUGCAUGCAGUCCAUGUAAAAAACCCGCUGUCCUCGUGAAAAAAAAAUAUCGAGCUUGAACACAACCCCAGUCCCAAAAUGAGAAGGUAUGUGAUCUAACCAUUACUACCCGCAAUCCACCCUCAGCCAGGGUUCAGGAUCCCGGGCUAUGAGACGAACGAGUGAUAUAUAGAAACCCGUAGCAAGUGCUAAUCCCUCUUCGGGACCCAACUAAAUCUCUUCUUUAUCCUCGAACUUAGCGAUCCCUUCGAAGUACCGCCCCGACUAGCACUGCUUUUACUCCUCCCCAAGUUCCCGCUAUCCGAUUGGAAGGCAGAGUUGUUGGAAGUGGUCAGAUGCGAGGCACUGGUGGAUCUCUCGCGGGCAAUUCUAGCAGGUUUGCCAGAAGUCGAUUGAGGCAUCAUCUGGUAUACGCCCGGAGCCUCCGGCUGACGCAUCUUGCCCCCGGCCUUUCGCUGCUUGUCCAAGAGGUCCUGGGUAUAUCCCGGCUCACCUUUACCCUUCAGAUCUUCUUUGAGGUAACUCUGCAGCACGAUCAGCAAAGACAGAUCCAUGGAGAUAUCAUACUUGUAAGGUAAAGAACUUACAAAGCCAGGGUAUCUUCUAUAGCUACCUCCGGGUCCUUGACGCAUCAUGUCGUACUCUUCAUAGUCACCGAUAAAUUCACCAUUGGGUAGUCUUGUCCUCGGUGCCACCAUAGCAGUUCCCUGCAAGGGUUUGUGCUUUUCCAGGGAAUCAAGUAUGUUGGCCAUGGGUGUGGCAGCCAAUGCAGCAGCAUUGCUCUCGCGUAGGGCUUCGACAGGAGGUCUAGGUCCGUUCUGUCUAGCUAGCAGUGUAGAAUCGUAAGGUCCUUCAUGAUGGUAAUAGUUGCCAAAAACACCAUUGUCCAAUCUAUCGAUAGUAUCCGGGCCAGGGAUGGAACUCGCUCGACGUCGAGACCUUUGUGAGGAGCAAGGAGGAGGAGGGCCCUGAAGUCUGGCCCUGUCCGUUUUCGGAACACCAGUAUUGUGGGAGCGAGACCGAGCAUGGGGGUUAGAACGGGGAGGAGGUCGGUCCCUGUUAUCUUUGUGGGCGUUGGGCGAAGCCAUUGUGUGCUCUGACCGGGGUUGCUUAGAAGAUCCUGAAGUACGAUAGCCGGAACUUGGCCUUCGACGGUGGACAUCGUCCGGGCUAAGGCGGGGUUUAUGAGCUACACGGCCGUCCGACUGCAGAUUGUGAGCGGGGUUGUGCUACUAUCACCAACCGGGAAAGAACACAGGCAGCGGGCGGAGCAGAUCGAGGGCAUGGUUGGGACAGGAUUUGUGUCAGACAACGAACGAAGCAACCAACUUACCCAAGGGUUUUGUUGGCUCAUGGUAGUGACAGAGGUCAUUCCCGUACCCGAGCAGUCUCAAAGAUAGCAGCGGUGGGCAGAUAAAGGUUGGGUGUCUUGUGUCCCUUAAGCUCCGGUGAAGGUUCCCUGUACAGCACCGUGGCCAUUUGCGGGGGGGGGUAGACGAGAGAAAUAUGGGGGAGUGCGGGCGCUCCCUGCGAGUUCGUUGAGGCCAAGUAUCCUCAAGAGAGUUGACGACGGCCCUUAAAAAGUCCACGGUAUGAUGCCAACUCUCCUCGAGGAAGGGGGGCUCUGAGAGACAGGAGAGUGGCCUCUGCACGUGGGGCAAACAAGGAGGAACAAACCAGAGGGGGUCAGGAGAAGGGGGGACGAUGUGAAAAAUUCAAGAACGGUGGAUGCACCGUUAUUAUAGGGAUCGGAGGGAAUAAAUAGUGACUUCGAUGGUUGAGGGUACAGUACCACAGCUAGGCUACCGGUAUAUCCAUAUUUGGAUCACUCGAGCACACUGCACAGAUCGAGACAACCCUCGCCCAGUACGAAUUUUAAACUACAAGCCUUGCAGUACGAGCACUAGCGCACGAUUACAGUGCCGGUGCCGAUACUCGUACCUCUGAUAUGUACCACUGCGACACCCUCCAUCCGGGGCCCCGGCUCCCGGCGAUGGAGAAAAAAAGGGAAAAAAAGAAAAACAGGAACAAGAAGCGUAUCAUACUCGUACUGUACCGGUACUAGAGAUACUCGAAUAUGCCUCCAAUGAAAAACGCGGAAGCAAAGGGGACAGGAGGAAUGGAAAGAAGGGGAAAAAUAGCCAAUCGUGACGGCACGGAUACGAGCAUGAUAAGAGGGCUGCAAUACCGGCACCUCCAACCAGAUCAGGGUCCCCGGAGUGGAUAGACUACGGUAGAAGCUGGAGAGAGAGAGAAAGAGAGAGAGAAAGAGAGAGAGCUACGGUAUCCAACCCCGGUCGCACUGCCGCAAUCCCCAAUCAAAAGUGACCCAAAUGACAUGACGAUGCUUAUUGCGCAAAAGCCUCGUGCCUUAUCUAGAUCGACUGGUACUUGAGUACCCGAGUAUUGUAAAGGGUAGUAUUGAUGAGUAAUAAUGGAAAAUAGGGUGGUGGAACGAAAACCCCCAGUCUCCCCAUCAGAGCAA